Molecule: messenger RNA, 766 nt
Organism: Drosophila ananassae
Lineage: Eukaryota; Metazoa; Arthropoda; Insecta; Diptera; Drosophilidae
Product: skin secretory protein xP2
Exons: 2
Coding region: 106-681 (191 amino acids)
Source: RefSeq, a predicted model, not a curated record
UUUGACUUUAGUUUCUGCACCGCGCCCAGGUUUUGGUAUAAAUACUACCCAGGUUACGAUUCCAAACCAUACUAGAAACGCAAACGUUCCAAGUAACAUAUCAAAAUGAAAUUCCUGGUUGUCGCCGUUGCCCUCUUGGCUGUUGCCCACGCCGAUGUCUCCCACCUGUCCGGCUACAACUACGCUCCCGUGAGCGUCCCGGCUCCAGCUCCUCUGCCCAUCAAGGUGGCCCCCGCCCCAGUGCCAGUCAACACCUACAUCCCUCCUGCACCCGUGAGCAUCCCAGCCCCUGCUCCCAUCCAGAUUGAGGUGCCCGCCCCAGCUCCAGCUCCAGUUGCCAUCCCCGCUCCUGCUCCCAUCAAGGUUGCUCCCGCUCCAGUCAACACCUACAUCCCUCCCGCACCCGUCAGCAUCCCAGCCCCCGCUCCCGUCCAGGUGGAGAUCCCCGCCCCGGCUCCAGUUCCAGUGUCCCUGCCCGCUCCCGCUCCCGUCAACACCUACAUUCCCCCCGCACCCGUGAGCAUCCCAGCCCCCGCUCCCGUCCCCGUCAAGGUUGCCCCUGCUCCCGCUCCCGUUCCCGUGCUGGCCCCUCAGCCCGUCCUGGAGGAGAUUGAGCCCGUGUCUGCCGAUGGCUACCGUUACAAGACUGUCCGUCGCCGUGUGAUCCGUCGCCGUUACUAGAGAGCAACUCCUUCGAGGAUCCUGUUGAGAGGACCUUAGGGAUAGCGAGAAGUUUCCUAAAUAAAAAAUGAAUUUAAUACUUUAA